AUGAAUCCCACAAAAGCCCCCGGUUCAGACAGGCUCCCUGCAUUGUUUUUUAGAAACAUUAGCAUAUUGUGGGUCAUGAUGUUUGGAGGCAUGUGCUGGACAUUCUCAAUAACUAGGAGGACCCAAUUGAAAAAGAAAAGCAAGGGAAAGAAAGGUGUGAUGGCCUUAAAGUUAGAUAUGUCCAAAGCUUAUGAUAGGCUUAAAUUGGAGUUUGUUACCAAUACACUUGAAACAAUGGGAUUUCCCAUGUCUUUGGUCCCUCUUAUCUGGAGGUAUCAGCUUACUUCUGGACAAGUUAUGAAUCUUGAUAAAUCAGAGGUUUCAUUUAGUAAGAAUAUGAAUGCAGGUCUAAGGGAUACAAUGUGCAAUAGGUUGGGUGUUCAAGUUAUAGAUAAUCACUCCAAAUAUAUGGGAAUCACGAUGGUGUUUGACUGGUCUAAGAAAGACAUAUUCUCUCUUGUUCUGGAGCGAGUUUGGAAGAAAAUUAAGGGAUGGAAUGAUAGAUUUGUAUCAAGAGUAGGGAAAGAGGUUUUGAUCAAAGUGGUGGCCCAAGAUAACCCGAGUUACAUUAUGAGUUGUUACAAACUUCCGGAAGGCAUAUGCAAGGAGAUCAAAUCAAUGGGCCAAACUUCAGACGCAGAAUUGAGGCUCUCUUCUAGUUACGCUUGGAGAAGCAUUCUUAGUGCUAAGGAGCCUGCUACUAAAGUCACAAGAUGGAGAAUAGUAUAUGGUUCCAAAGUUAAGAGUUGGCAAGAUAAUUGGAUUUCCUCCAACCCAAGCUUCAAACCUCUUUCUCGUAGGCGUAACCUGGAUGUCAAUGCCAUAGUUUACUCCUUAAUUGAUCACGUCAUAGACUCUUAA
This is a messenger RNA of Vicia faba (fava bean), 861 nucleotides long. The record is from the annotation of a GenBank genome assembly. Lineage: Eukaryota; Viridiplantae; Streptophyta; Magnoliopsida; Fabales; Fabaceae.